This is a messenger RNA of Tetranychus urticae (two-spotted spider mite), 7417 nucleotides long. RefSeq names its product protein still life, isoform SIF type 1-like. Gene Ontology annotation, molecular function: guanyl-nucleotide exchange factor activity; protein binding. Lineage: Eukaryota; Metazoa; Arthropoda; Arachnida; Trombidiformes; Tetranychidae. The record is from RefSeq and is a predicted model, not a curated record. Gene Ontology annotation, biological process: activation of GTPase activity; small GTPase-mediated signal transduction.
AUCUUCCCUCACUCGACCUGUCAUCUUUACAGGCUUAAGACUCUCUCUUUGCAACUGAGUUCUCCUUCGUUUCCUGGUUCCCUAUUUUUUUCGUAGGGAAUUGGGUUUUAUGGGCUUUGAACCAGAAUUAAAUUUCAAGGGAAAUGGAGUCAAUCAAAUAAAUAAACCUUAAUGAUUAACCAGUUUUGUAUUUGAUAAUCACUAACUAAAUCUGCAAAGAUUAAAGAGGAGAGACGAGAAAAUAGUAAACAAUCAAUGAACAAGUUUCGCUUUUCGUUUCAUCUUUCCUGAUUCAAGUGAUGUGUCGAUUUUUCAUGCAUAUAUUGUGAUAUUGAACCAGAAGAUUUGGCUUCAAGAUUUGGUGUCAAACAAAUUUAGUUUGAAGGUUUGGUCAAACAAAUCGGGGUAGGAUUAAAAAAUUUGAUUCGAGCCAAGUUAACCAGAAAAAUACCAAAAGUGAAGAAAUUAAUUAGCAACCCGAAACCAGUCCAGACGGUGGCCUCAAAACCGUUAGCCUAUUCACAAGCUGGUAGAAUGGGUAACAAAUUGAGUUGCUCUUGUGCUCCAAUGAUCAAGAAAGCCCAACAACAGGAAGAACAGCCCUACCAACAGCAACGUCGUCGUGAUGGCCAUUUACUUCGACUUUGGGCUGAAGUGUUUCACGUUUCAGCAGCUUCCGGAGCCAUUCGCUGGCAACAGGUAACUUCCGAUCUAGUUCCAGUCAACAUAACCUGUAUUCAAGAUUCGCCUGAGUGUAUUUUUCAAAUUACCGCCUACAAUUCACAAGUUGAAAAAAUAUUGGAUGUCAGGUUAGUUCAACCAGGAACACGGUUAGGCCAAGCAUCUGAAUGUUUUGUUUACUGGAAAGACGUUGGUACCGGUGAUACUUGGGGAUUAAAUUUUACUUCACCCGAUGAUGCCAAGCAGUUUCGUCUAUUGUGUUCACCGUCUUUCAAGAUAUCACGUAAAGCAUCUUCAUCUUACUCUUUACGACUCAAUGAGCCACCAUCUAAAAGAUCAGGUGGAACCGGUGGAUCGGGUACUGUAGCUGAUAGAUCAUUGGGAGUAAACAAACGCAAGCCCCAAUCAACUCCAUCUUCACCCUCGCGUCGUGGUUACAAUACUUCGGAAUUACAAUGUACCUGUAUGGCUGCUGAUACACUUCAUAAACAGCGAAAUGGACGUGUUAGAUACACUGGAUCAUCGACUAUGCCUAAAUCAGCUUUUCGUCAUGAUACACCUGGAAUGACUGGUUAUCCUACAACAACUUCAGCUCAUGCACCAGCCACAGCAACUGGACAAACAGUUAGUAGACAAGUGGCUGGCAGUGGAGCUGGGACAGGUCGACCCUCGGGUCAACCUUCAAUGUCUCAUCAUCAUCAGGGCCAAGGUGUGGGCCCAUCAUCAACAACUCUUGCCUCUGGACGUGGUCAUCAUCUUGCUCAAACUAAUGAUGGAAGAUCAAUUUCACUUCAUCAACAACAUCAACAACAUCCCCAACAACAACAGCACCCUUCCUCAUCUCAACUCGCUCAGCAUUCUCAUCAUCACCCACAACAACAACAACAACAUCAACAGCAACAACAAGCUUCCCAUAUUUCCUCAUCAUCUGCCUCUGCCAAUACUCGAAAUGCUCAAUAUUCACGUGCUCAAUAUGCAUCAUCAGUGAGAAAAGAACAAACUCGUUCAAUGGAUUCUACUCUUUACCAAUAUCAUGAUAGAUCAGGCCAUACUGGUGUAGAAAACAUGAUGAACAUGGGAAAUCUAAAAUCUGGACCAUCUUCGGGUCAUCAUCAUCCAAUGGAUUCCCAUGGUUUCAGGCCAAAUGAAAAUGGACAAAUGACGGGUAAACGAAUGAUGAUUAACAACAACAUCAACUCCAACAAUAGCAACAUACAUUCAACCAACAAUACCAAUUACUCGCAACAAUCAGCUGACAUUAAAUCUCGUAGUAAAAGCUCAGAUGAUGUUCGUCGAACCGUUGCCACCGGAACCGAUGACCUUCUUCUAGAUGCUAACACACUAAAGCGAAUGUUGCACCCACUCCCAGGUAAUCACGAGUCAAAUGGAGCUAAAAUGUUGUCAACCGGAGUCAACACAAUAACAACAUCAACCUCAACCUCAGCAGGUGGUCGACGAGAAAUUAACUUAUUUCAACGAACAUUAACACGUCCAACCUCAGUUCCCGCUUGGAAUUAUUCCGAUGAUGGGAUCACUCUAAUGGGAGGAGGAGCUCAUAACACAAUGAGGCUCUCUCGUAGAGAGGAAGCACUUGAACGAUCACGGGCUUAUCGCUCUGAAGUGAGUCGUCGUCGAUCUUUGGAGCGAUCUCAAUGUGUAGAUUAUACUGAUCAGUCUCCACCUUCAGAUCACUAUUUAUCUGAUAAUGCAGUUCGUUGUUAUGCAACCACACCAACACCAUCAUCUUCAGGCGAUGAAGGGUCAGCUUCUGUUCGUAAGCUUUUAGCCAAAGUGGAUGCCGUAACCCGUGAAGCUUCAACCGGACCUGGUGGUGAACUCAUGGUUGGUGGUAAGCGACCCUCAUCACCAACCAUCAAGCUUCUUCAAGAGUACGAGACUCACCUCAGAAAUGCUCUAGCCAAAGGAUGUGAUGCAGACACUUAUUCAUUGAAUACUUUUGAAACCAUUUUAUCGCAAUCAAUGGAAAAUGUAGUCAGUUUAAUGAGGGAAGUUCAAAAUGAAUUGGAUGCCAUUAGACGAGAAGAGCAACAAUAUCGAUCAACAGAAGAUCCAAGUGCAUUCAUUGCACCCCAUUCAACACCCACCUCCUCAGGUCCCCACCAUACACCUCUAUUUGGAGGUUCCUAUCAUUCACUGCACCAUUUACAUCACAACCAACAUCCUUUACAUCAUCAUUCAUCUUCCUCUAUCCACCAGCUCACCUCAAACCAGCCAACUCAAUUCCCAUCAAGAUCAUCUUCACUCGUCAACAAACCUUAUUGGACUCGCAGUUACACCUUACCUUCACGAGGAACUUCCCUUCCACCUCCAAGUCUUCAGGGAAGCUCAGCUUCAGAUUUAUGCUCAGUGUUAAAGAAAAAUUCAGUUCCACAUUUGCUGGAUACUCUGUCGUCUGAUGCAAUCGGAAGACCUGGAGGUUUAUUUCCAGGCUCUAUGGUGGCUCAGGCCUCUUUUGAGAGCACUGACUCUAAAGCUUACUUAACAUCAUCUGAGAUGUCUGAUGAUGAGAGACUUUCUCUAACCACAGCAAUCUCGGACGAUGACGAUGGUGAGCUACGUAACUCUCCUUAUCGAGCUAAAAGUGGAGCUGCAGCAGCAGCAUUCCAAUGUACAGGAGCUGUUCGUAAAGCUGGUUUCUUAUCGGUUAAGAAAUGGCUUCUACGUAAACGCCAUCAAGUUGAACUGGCUCGUAAAAGAGGUUGGAAAGGAUAUUGGGUUUGCUUGAAGGGUACAACAAUUUUGUUUUAUCCUUGUGACUCUCGUGAUGGUCGAGCCAUUGAAUCGAAACCACGACAUUUGAUAAUAAUUGAUGGUGCCAUCAUGCAACCCAUUCCCGAACAUCCGAAACGUGAUUUUGUUUUUUGCCUGUCAACAGCAUUUGGCGAUGCUUACCUAUUUCAAGCACCAUGCCAAAUGGAAUUAGAUAAUUGGAUUGGAGCUAUUCACAAUGCCUGCGGGUCCGCAUUUGCACGACAUCGUGGUAAAACAGGAACACUUCAUUUACUUCAAGAAGAAACACAUCGAAUUGAACGUGCUAUUGAAUCUGAGGGUAAACUUAAACACAUGGCCGAGUUACAAUUAACUGUUGUUGCUGAUCCAGAUUCACGAAAACAGUUGACUGAUUCCAUAAGAUCAUAUGAUGAAACUCUUGAAUUAUACCAUUGUGAACAAUUUCGUCUUCGCUGUUAUAUGUCCUCAAUUCAGGGAUCUGAAUUACCAAAUCCUAAAACUUUGCUUGCUCAUGUUUCCAAACCAACUAAAUCAACACUCAAUCGGUUAGGUGUUUUCACUGUUUCUUCUUUCCAUGCGUACCUUUGUGCCCGAUCACCAUCAACCUUGAAAAAUAUAAUCUCCGUCAGAGGAUCAACACGUCGCCGUGGACCCUCAACUAUGGCUUCAACCUCUGGUACAAAUAUGUCAGCCUCAACUCGAUCACUUUCUCGUCACUCUUCUGGUUCAAAGAUAGCCUCCACAAGUGCUGGACUUUCCCGGUCAGCUGAACUUCCAUCAGAUAAAUUAGUUCAAAUGAUUUUACCUCCAGAUGAUUCUAUCCACACUAUUCACGUUCGCGGAACUGAGACAGUUGAAGAUUUACUUUGGCUUGUAUUUACUGAAAAACAAAUGUCACCAAAUGACUAUUUCAUCAAAUGUAAACGUCUCAAUGGUGACUAUUAUAUUCCCUUACGUCACGAAGUUGUUGAUCAUUUACCUCCUUUCGAAGUGAUGGAAGUUGCAGCAAAAGUUUUGUAUCAAGUUGAGCUUUCUCGACAUUCCUUAGAUCAACUCUUUGGUUUCUCGGUUGAAGCUGAACUGGUCGAGAGUACUGUUGAAUCUCAUAAUCAAGAUGAAUUGUGUGUCUUUGUUUCAAGAGUAGAAGAGAAUAGUUUAGCAGGUAAUCAAGGCCUUAAAAAAGGAGAUGAAAUAAUGGUCAUCAAUGGUGCUAUUGUUUCAGAUCUUGAUAUGAUGUACAUUGAAUCAGUUCUCCAAGAAGAAUUAUCACUUUGCAUGAUGUUACGUUCAUGUCGCACUGAUCCUCCCGAUCCUGGAUCUGCAAUUAGGUCCACGGAUGAUUUUAUAGAAUCAUUAGUUUGUCCUCCGCCACCCUCUGACGGUCAUAUUAGUGAUGAGAUGAUUGGUAAAUUAAUAGUACCUUCACCACUUUGGGUUCAAGAGAGAAGUCGAAGUGGAUCAAUACCCUCUUCCAGUUUACAAGGAGCGUGCCAAUUUUCAGGAACAUCAGCAACUGGAGUAACAAUGGCUGGUGGAAGUGGUACAGGAGGUGGGCCAACUUCAUUAACCACUUUGACAACCAUAGCACCUCCAUUGAACACUUGCCUUCCUCUCCAGGUAACUGGAGAACAGAUUGCUGAGACUUUGCUCAAAAGUGCUGAACAUGUUACCUCUGAAUUAUGUCGUGCCACUGGUGGUGCUGUCGGAGGAGUAAAUCAUUCACUUGGUGGUGCUACUGGAGGUAUCACCAGUGGAUCCAAGGGUUCAGCCAAUAUUGACACCAAUACAGGAGGACCUGUAGCUGUUUAUCCACCGCAAUAUGUAACAUCAAAUAAACCAGUAACCCAACAUAUACAUACCAGUCAAUUACAAUAUCAUAAACCAAUGGCAAGCAAUUCCAUCAGCCUCUCUUCGAGUGGACAAGGCUCUCAACAGCGAAGUAUCGAUGAAUCAGAUAACCAAGGUUAUGUAAAGCGACCACCUCUUUCAGAUGCUGAAAAAUUAAGGAAAGUUAUAAAAGAAUUGGUUGAUACAGAGAAAACAUAUGUUGAGCAUUUGAAUAACCUUUUGGAUACUUACUUGGAGCCUAUGAAGCAACGAAGUCUUGUUUCAAUCCAAGAUAUAGCAUUAUUAUUUGGUAACAUUCAAGAGAUUGUGACAUUUCAACGAGCUUUUCUCGAAUCUUUAGAGGAAUCAAUCAAGAUGGAAGAGUCAUUUGAUUCAUAUAAUCAACCUUCACAGUUUAGGAACAUUCUUUUCGCAAUUGGUAAUUCAUUCCUACUUUACGCUGAUAAAUUUAAAUUAUACUCAUCAUUUUGUGCAUCACAUUCAAAAGCCUCAAAAAUACUUCAUCCCUCAACUGAAGCUCAAAAUCCAGCAUUAAUUGAAUUUCUUCAUACAACAUCCAGAGGACAACACGCCAAUUCCCUUGAAUCAUAUUUAAUAAAGCCAAUCCAGAGAAUAUUAAAAUAUCCAUUGUUAUUGUCACAAUUGAAAUCAUUAACCGAUGUAAACUCCGAUGAACAUAAACACUUAUCACAAGCAUUGAAAGGAAUGGAGCGAGUAGCUGAACACAUAAAUGAAAUGCAAAGGAUCCACGAAGAGUAUGGAGCCAUCUUUGACCAUCUACAAAGGCAGCAUCUAAAGUCAUUGAAGAUUGCCAUUGAACUGAGUCCAUCUGAAUUAUUGUACUAUGGUGGUGUUGAAUGGGCCAAUAUAAGUGAAUUUUUGGGUAAAAUCAAGAAAGGCUUGGAUCUUCAUUCAAUGUGUUUCGUCUUUAAAAGUGCAGUUGUAUUCCUGUGUAAAGAGCGAAUCCGACAGAAGAAGAAACUUGUCUCUGUUUCAUCUAAAAUAUCUGAAGUAGAAAUUAUUCGUUAUCAAGUAUUGAUUCCAGUCACUGAAGUGCAAGUUCGAGCAACAUCGACAAAAGAUGAAAAAGGUGCUACUAAAGAUGCCAAUAAUAAUGCCACCAACAGUAAUAAUAAUCAAUUAGCUAAUAAUGAGCAAGGAGCUUCACAGUAUCUUUGGGAACUAAUUCAUCUUCGUUGUAGUCAAAUUGGUGUGUCCACUCAAAGAAGAACCGAAAAGGUUUACCAUUUAUCCAAUAGUACAAGUGAAUUCCGUAAUGCAUUCCUACGAACAAUUAGACAAAUCAUCAGGGAAAGUGUAAAAAAAAUGGUUGUGCCUGUAACUAGACCUAUUAGCAAUUCAAAAUCAUCUCGUCAAGGAUCAGCUGAGAGUCCUGUUAAUGAUAAUGAAAAUAGCAACAUAAACUAUAUCAAUAAUGGUAACAGUAAAAUACCUGAUCACAAGCAAUCAAAUUCAGAAUCUCAAGGUACCAAUAAGCAAGUUCCUUCUUCGUCAACUAGUGAUACUCAUCACCAUUCUAGCCUGUCCCGGUCAUCAUCAACAACCGCCACACCAGCAACUGGAUCAACUAAUAGUAACAUGAAUAGUAAACCAGCAAUCAAGCAGAAACCCGCUCCCCCACCAAGAGCACCAACAACCGCCAAGUCAACCAGUAGUGGACUGACCACAGCUCAACAACAGGCAGCAAUGAAGGAAAAGAUGGAAAGGGAUCAUCACCACCAUCAUUCAUCAUCUUCAUCAUCAGCAACUGGUAACAAGCAACCCAUUAGCUGUGGCCUGUGUGAACACGGUACAAGUGCAGAUAAAUCAGACCCAUCCUCUUCAUCUGGCCGUGGAUCCAAGGUUUAUCAUGAAGAAAAGGAUUCCAAAAAGACUGGAGAAAAAUCAAACCAACGUAAAUCAAGCAAACAAUAAUUCAACCUCAGCCAAUAAACCAGGAACAAAAAGACUUCAAAGGACAAUUAUAAUCACAGCCAUAAAACACUUUACACGCAAAUAAUCACAUUUGAUCAUCACAGAAUCACUAAAUAAUGUUUAAACACAAACUUUAUAAGCUCUGCUAAAUGCGAGCAAAAAAUGUGCCAAGUUAAUCAGGAAUGAAAAAAACAAAACAAAA